AUGUCACUCACUGAAUCGACACCAGAAGCAGCCGCGAAAGCGGCGGCAUACUCAGCCCGCAAUCUCGCCGUCCUCUCUGUAGACGCACGGAAUGAUGCCCUUACCACAGUAUACGAUGCUCUCAAGGCCGACAAACAAGCCAUUCUGGACGCCAAUGCGCGAGACAUGGCCCUCGCAAAGCAAGCAUCUCAGGACGGCAAACUCAGUUCUAGUCUGAUCAAGCGGCUAGAUCUUGGACGCCCAGGCAAGUUCGAAGAUAUGCUACAGGGCAUUCUAGAUGUACGGAAGUUGCCAGAUCCAAUCGGCAAGAUAGAUCUACGCACAAAACUGGACGAAGGUCUAGAAAUGACAAGAGUAUCCUGCCCGAUCGGCGUACUGCUCAUCAUAUUCGAAGCCCGACCAGAAGUCAUCGCCAACAUCGCCGCCCUUGCAAUCAAAUCCGGCAACGCCGCCAUCUUGAAAGGCGGCAAGGAAUCUACAGAGUCAUUUCAGACUAUCUCAAGCAUCAUAUCGAAAGCUCUCGACUCAACACAAGUCCCCAAUGCAGCCAUUCAGCUGGUCAAGACUCGCGACGUGAUCGACCAGCUGCUCGACCAGGACAGGUAUAUCGACCUCGUCAUUCCUCGUGGUGGCAACGAGCUCGUUAGAUACGUCAAGUCACAUACCAAGAUCCCAGUGCUGGGCCAUGCCGACGGACUCUGCAGCAUCUACAUCCAUGAUGACGCGGACAAGGACAUCGCUGUCAAGGUCGUGGUUGACUCGAAAUGCGAUUACGCAGCAGCUUGCAACAGCACUGAGACACUCCUUGUACACGAAAAAGCGCUCAAGAGCGUCUUCCCAUCUGUAGCACAAGCACUCCUCGACAAAGGCGUAACGCUGAAAUGCGACGCGCCAUCGAAAGCCGCCAUUGCCAAUCUUACAAGCAACAGCGGAGGCUCAAUCCAAGACGCAACCGAAGAGGACUACAAUACCGAGUUUCUCGACUUCACUCUCGCCGUCAAAACCGUCCCAUCAACUCCCACACCCACCACAAACGGCCACACCACCGCCACAAGCCACGCCAGUGAGGACACUGCCCUCGACCUGGCGAUAGCGCACAUCAACGCCCACUCCUCCAAACACACCGACUCCAUCAUCACCACCUCCUCCACCGCCGCCGAGAAAUUCAUGUCAGCAGUCGACUCCGCUGGCGUGUACUGGAACGCGAGCACACGGUUCGCUGAUGGGAUGCGGUAUGGAUUUGGGACGGAGGUGGGGAUUUCGACGAACAAGAUACAUAGUCGUGGGCCGGUGGGGUUAGAAGGCUUGACGAUUUACAAGUAUAAGAUUCGGGGGAGUGGGCAGGUGGCGGGGGAGUAUGGGGAGGGGGAGCGGAAGAGGAGGUUUCUGCAUGAGCGGUUGGAUGCCGUAGGGGCUAGAAAGGCGGUUGGGUCGUGGGUGUGA
Messenger RNA from Cyphellophora attinorum, 1443 nucleotides. RefSeq names its product putative gamma-glutamyl phosphate. The record is from RefSeq and is a predicted model, not a curated record. Lineage: Eukaryota; Fungi; Ascomycota; Eurotiomycetes; Chaetothyriales; Cyphellophoraceae. Gene Ontology annotation, molecular function: glutamate-5-semialdehyde dehydrogenase (NADP+) activity. The transcript has a single exon. Bases 1 to 1443 code for a protein of 480 amino acids.